Molecule: messenger RNA, 4046 nt
Organism: Gadus macrocephalus (Pacific cod)
Lineage: Eukaryota; Metazoa; Chordata; Actinopteri; Gadiformes; Gadidae
Gene: desi1a
Product: desumoylating isopeptidase 1a
Exons: 6
Coding region: 320-826 (168 amino acids)
Biological process (GO): protein modification by small protein removal
Molecular function (GO): peptidase activity
Source: RefSeq, a predicted model, not a curated record
UGGAGGGCGUCAACUUUGUUGUGUAAUGAAGGUGUGUCUAAUAGUAGAGUAACAGAUACCGCUGCUUAGCCAUUAAAAGACCCUUAUAUACUGCAGUGAUAUAUAUGGCUAGAAUGUUAAUGGUCCAGUGAAAUUAUAAAUAUCCACUCAUUCCUAAAUAAUUUGUGAAAGAUCAUCAGUGCUGGCUGUGGGGUCCAGGGUUUUGGUUUUGGAUCUUUCGCGGGAGCCGGCCGGUAAGCUGCCGCUGCAGAAGCAUCAGCUGUCUCGGUGGCAAUUGUUCUCUCCAGCUUGCAGAAAAAAGCAAUACAUAAAUUCCACUAUGGAAAAUAAUGCAACGAGGUACAGUGUACAGUUGUAUAUUUAUGACUUGUCAAGAGGAAUGGCACGCAAUCUCAGCCCUAUCAUGCUCGGGAAACAACUUGACGGCAUUUGGCACACAGCCAUAGUAGUUUAUGGAGACGAGUUCUUCUUCGGAGGGGUGGGCAUUUCGAGCUGUUCACCGGGCGGAACGAUGCUGGGGCCUCCAGAUACAGUGGUGGAGCUUGGGGAGACCGAGGUGUCGGAUGAGAUCUUCAUGGACUACCUUUCAUCCCUAGGAGAGAGCACAUACAGAGGCGACCGAUACCGACUGUUUGAACACAACUGCAACACGUUCACCAAUGAGGUGGCCCAGUUCCUCACUGGCAACUCCAUCCCAGCCUACAUCACCGACCUGCCGUCCGAGGUCCUCGCCACGCCGUUUGGUCAGAUACUUCGGCCAAUCCUGGACUCUAUCCAUAUAGCCCCUCCCGGAGGGAACGUAAUCAACGGGGGCCGCAACAACUAAACCAAGCGCACCCAAUCUUUCUAAAGGGUGUUCUCCAGGUCACUCGCAUCAUAGUCGCAGACUGGAAUUCAGGAUUUUUAUUUAUUAAUUUAAAUGGGCACAUGCAUACAAAAUGUGUUGGAUUUCAUGUAAUCCAAUAUCUUCAGGAUUGAUUGUUGGGUUGGUUAUGGUCAAAAAAUCCAACCACUUUUUACAAUUAUUUGUCUAUACAGUGAAAAGGAGCAUGGCGUUUGCGUAGUGCGAGUGUAGCCGAAAACUAGUGAUCUACCCUGUUGGCUUAACACAUGUGGAAUGGACUGAUCAAUCCAACUCAACUGUUAUCCACAUCCUGUAUGCUACUAACCAUUUAAGAAAAAAUAAUAUUGUAUUUACUAGGAAACCCCAUUUAAUGACUAAAUGCAUUCAUGUUGUUUACUGAUUUAGAAAUGAAUGCAAAAGGAGGGAGGUAAGAUCUGGGUGGAAGUCGAUUUUCAAUAAGCCCAUUCUCGGUUAAGGUACUUUUUGUUUUUAUGUUCUUUUUUUUUAUUGACUUUGGUUCAUAUUUUUUUACCCAACUCCUUACCUUAGUUCUGUAUCUUAGUUUCUAUAAUUCUCAUAAUAUGUGAAUUCCAAAUCUAUUACUGUAGGCCGAUCGUAGAUUAAACAAUUAACAAUCAUUCAACAAUUUUAGAACCUAAUUACUAUCCUAAGCCCCUGACUAUACUCAUCAUAGUGAACCAUGUUAUUGUAUUAUAUAUUGACUAAAUGUUAAUUGUUUCGGAAAUCAUAAUAUCAUCUGUUGCGAUAUCUCCAUAAACAACUCAAACAUGAAGUGUUAAGAACUUUUUAAGGUAAAAUUCCCAAGAAGAGGGAGACACAAAAGUAUUAUACUGUAUUUCGUCUUAGAGUAACUAAUUCUAGUUUAAAGACAACAAACAAUUACAAAUUACUUUUUGAGAUUAAAUGGAGAAAGCAAACUCUUCGUUUGUAGUUUUUAUUCUUUUACAAACCAACUAACCGACAAGCUUUGCCAACAGGUGACUACUGAAAUGUAUCAAUGCACAAGUAAACAGUUUUUUAACCCUGUACUGUAAUAUUCGCUUCUGCUUUAUGUUAUGCAAUUCCUGUUCCUUGCUGCUACAUAGGAGACAUUUUAACAGAUUUUCAGACUAUAUUCUAUGAGCCAUUUAGAUAAGCAUAUGUUAAGUAUGUUUUUUUACAUAGCUUUGUUGUACGUUUCAUAAAUUGUAUGAAAAUUCUUUAUAUGCAUAUAUCCAGGACAAUUAGGUUAUUAUUUUGUAAUGUAUUAAAAAAUUGAUGACCGCAAGUUGUCUUGCUUAAAUACAUUGUUGCUUAUUUGUUUUGGAUGUACAAUAUAAAUAGCUGUAUUAUCGUUAAAUGGAGAUUUUCUGUAACACCCUUCCACAUUUGUUAUUCCAGCUGUCAAAGGACUUGUUUUUAUUUAAAGGGGAUGGAACUAUAUAGAUGACCAAUAUCAUUUAAUAAUGACGACGUGAAAGAUGAAAACAAUUUUUAUAUGGCAAUUAAAUUAAAUUGUACAUUUGUACCUUGGCGUAACAUAAUUUUCUCUUUUCCAAAUAAUGUACUGAACAAUUGCGUGCAUGCGCAUUGCCAAGCGUACAACAACACAUGUAAGGGCGUACCCAACAAGGUCACGGGUGGAGCUGACCGCCGAGUAAUGUUGGGUAUGUACUUAUCUGCUUUUCUCAAAGAUGACCUGCACACCACUUAAUCAUCAAGUAAGAAGUUUCAUCUCUGGGGACAGAGCCAAGAACCAUCACCUCUCAGGGGCUCCUGAGGUCAGGGGUCGGGCCAACUGCCCCAUCAUACUCAAGAGGCAGACGUCCAAACAAACAGUAUCAGACUUCACAUAAUUUCAUCGUACCAACCCUCUUCACAUGAUUUUUUUUUGCGGUGUGUACUAAUCAAGGGAACAGUACGGCGCCUUGGUUGGAAGUUACUAUUUUUUAAUGACAGUAAGCUAGAGAGGCACUAGCUAAGAACAAAGCCCGGCAAGUAGUGCAAAUUAACAAUCCUAUGUGUUCAAAAUGCCUGUAGACUAGACGUUUCAUGUCCGAGCAAAAGUCACCAGUUGUAGGGACAGUGCUGUUGGACAAAUGUGUACUCCUGAGUUAUUAACUUAGAGAUCACAUCUCUGAAGGCGGAGCCAAGAACCAACAGACACUAGAGCGUCUCGGAGGUCAGGGUUGGAGCAGAAUGCCACGUCAUCCUCAGAGGCAGACAUCUUGACUGAUCUAUUUGCUUUUCUCUGAGAUGACCUGCCGACCAACCAAAUUCACAUUAAUAGAAACCUUCUAACACUUCUCUACUUUUACUAAAUUUUGUUUGCAUACAAUGCUUGUUGUGCUGCCUCUUCUACUUAAGGGCACAGCAAUUUUUUUUUUUUUAAUGAUACUACUUUCUCAAUUAAUACAUACCUGUGAAUGGUCUUCGAGAAGGUGGUGUAUCUACACAUGUUGGCAUUUUCCAAUCAAAGCACCAGGCAAGAAUAAUGGAAGGAGAGCAGGGAAAAAUAUGAUUGACGCUCACAAAAAACUGUCAAACUGUUCAAAAGAAAAACACAGAAUGGUGAUCUACAGCCUCGAAGUUUAAGGGGGGGGGGGGGGGGGGGGGAUGUAGCAACAAGAGAAUUGUCCUGAAAGCUGCAUUUUUAUCUUUUAAUCACUAUGAUUGUAUGAUGGUUUGCUUAUAUGUUUAUUAAAUGUAUGCUCUGAUCACAAUAUCUGCUGGAAGUCAGGCUGAGCUUAUGGACCUUUACACCAUGCCAGUUGUUGAUAAAAGCCAUUGCUCUUCCUAACUGUCUGGGUAACCCUUCUUGUGCGUGCUAGCAAGCAAUAUAUGGUCUCUGUCUCUGAAGCCAUUGGCUUUGAACUGUACAUAGCACUAAUCUGCUUUACUUACUGCACACUGUCAUUGCACUGCACGUUUUAUUUCCUGUCUGAAUUACAUUCUUAUUGUAUUGUUGUGGUGCCUUAUAUCUGUAUUUAUUUAUGUUUUGUGACCCACGCAGCAAACCAAUAACUAUCUUUUAACUAUCCAGCAGAGAGCAGUUUUGUUCUUCCUCUAGCCAUCGUGGAGAGGAAUUAGGUGAUUUUCCCUAUUUUUUCAGUAGAUAAAAAGUAGACACUGUAACUCAAAAUCCUGGAGACCAUAUAUAUUUAUUCCAAACUACUGAACAAAUGUACAAAUCAUUAAUUUU